AUGGACUUCUAUCUGUACAUCUCACCCAUCCAAGCCAAAGAAGUACAGGAGAUGAGGGCACUGAGGAUGGUGGCAGUCGAGGAAGUCGCACGGUGUGAAGACUCGUCUUUCCUAUCAGAGAAUUUUGGCCUCACGAAUCAGGUCAGGAUCGACCCUUGGUACUUCAUCGACACCAAACCAGACCUCGCAGAAAUGGGCUUCAUGUCGUGCUAA
Molecule: messenger RNA, 213 nt
Organism: Letharia lupina
Lineage: Eukaryota; Fungi; Ascomycota; Lecanoromycetes; Lecanorales; Parmeliaceae
Exons: 2
Coding region: 1-213 (70 amino acids)
Source: RefSeq, a predicted model, not a curated record